UAGGGUUUCAUCAGCUCCUAUCAUUCGGUGAUUGCUCAAUUUUCGGGCUCAUAAAGACAUUACUAUCUAUCUUGCUGUCUAUGGCUAUGGCUAAAUUACUGUUAGCAUUGGCAGUAGCACAAGUGCUUAAUGUAGCUGGUGAAAUACUACAGAUAGAAGUUAAUGGCGAGUUUGGUAAUGACACUGAAGAUUGUCUCAGUGGCGAGGAGCCUUGUGCAACUUUAGAUUAUGCCCUAAAUGGGACUUCCUCAAGCAUCUCUUCCGUCCAUUACCUCCUAAAUCCUGACGUACCUCACGAGCUAAGAAACAACUACAGCUUUUAUGAUGGAACUAACAUCGGGAUAUCCUCCUCUUUAAAUGGGAGUAGAGCAUACAUCGAGUGUAUAGGUAAUAACACUGGUCUGUCGUUUGAUCAUUCGCAGAAUUUGAUUUUUCGUGACAUUGCAUUUAAUCACUGUGGUUCUUCACAUGUCACCACAAGUAAUGAUAGAUCUAAACCUGAAAGAAAUUUCACUUCAUACCUCUACACUAACAUAACCCUCUUCUUUAUAUUUUGUUGUGACAUCACUUUUGAUGGUGUCGUGGUUAAUGGCAGUACUGGGACUGGUGUCGUGUUCUACAGCACUAUUGGCAACAAUUUCAUAUUAAAUUCUAAUUUCACUUACAACAGGCCAGUGGAUGACAAGCCUGGAGGAGGUGGAGUAGCCGUGGAAUAUAUAUACUGUAUUCCUGGUGAUCCCAGUUGCGGCGACAAAUCUGGAAAUUCAUUUAACUCGACUUUUUCAAAUGGGGGCUCGUUUACCUUCCGAUUAUGUAGUUUUUUUAAUAACGAAGCAAAUACUAGCAGUAUUACGGGGGAUUCCUUCAUUGUCCCUCAUGCUAAUACUAAUGUGGCCCUUGGCCGAGGUGCUGGACUCUCUCUCCUACACAAAGGUAAUAUUACGAACUCUAGGAUCGUUGUGGAUAGUUGUACUUUUUCCCAUAACAAGGCUGUUUGGGGUGGAGCUAUGCUGAUUGAGUUUCAGGACACCAGUCAAGAAAAUGAAGUGAACAUUACAGACUGUCAUUUUUCUCAGAACAAGGGCUUUUUCAAUUCUUGUAAUUAUGCUGGAACUGGAGGUGGUGGAGUUAGAGUCCAAUUUGCAUCGUUUCACGACCGCGUUAUUAAGAAUAAAGUGAGAUUUAUUAACGUUAUGUUUUAUAAAAACCAUGCUUAUUUUGGAGGAGGACUCUCGUUUUUCACUUUUCCAACAUACAAAGAUAGAUCCAAUAGCAACAAUCUUUUCUUUUACAAUUGCACUUGGAAUAAGAACAUUGCUAGGCUCGGCUCAGCAAUAGAUCUCUCACUUUGGAACAUUAAUGGAUUUAGCGAUGGCUCUCUUGUAGCCUCACCCUAUUUUGAAGAGUCUACAUUUGUCAAUAACACUAUCAAAUAUACUAAAUACUAUGGUACUCCAACUGGUAUUGGUGCAGUCUACACUGACUCAGUGCCUCUCAAGUUCACAGGAAGUAAUACCUUUUCUGGCAACAUUGGUUCUGCUCUUGUUGCUUUAGAUGCCACCAUAGAGUUCAGAAAUAACUCUGACACCUAUUUUGAAGAUAAUGAAGGCUUGUCUGGAGGAGCAGUGACACUAUUUAGCAAAGCAUUCCUUUUGUUUGGAGACAAUUGUAAUGCCAUUUUCCAUAAUAACAGUGCUACUUUACAUGGUGGUGCCAUUUCUUGGCAGAGUGUUGGGGAUCACCAAUUGAUAUCAUCACGUAAUUGUUUUAUUCGAUAUUAUGAUACAAGUGCAGAUCCUACUGAUUGGAAUGUCACGUUUAAUUUUGAUGGCAACAAGGCUGGGUUUUCUGGUGAUGCUAUUUUUGCCACAUCACUCCUUGGAUGUCUGUGGGGUGGUAGAUCAUAUGGUCAGCUUUACGAUGACACGAAAAGUGAAUAUCAAACUGUCUUUUGUUGGAAUAGUUGGAAUAGUACUGAAAAAGAUAUCUGGAACUAUGAUAGUGACUGUAACAGCACUAAUCUUAUUGCUACUUCACCUGCUUAUUAUUUUAAUGAAGCAAAUGGUACAGUACAGUGUGGAAAAUAUGAUUGGUACAAUAUAUCUGUUGUGCCUGGAAAACCUACAAAAUUGGAUGAUGUCGUGAUGUUAGAUGAUCGACAGAAUAAAAUUAGCCAGGAUUCUGUAGUAUACAUGUAUAUGUAUACUACUAUUAGCAAUGAAACCAUGAAAAGUAACACAACGUAUGUCACUAAUGAAGCACUACCCUAUAAUAGAACUAUAGUUAAUGAGACUAUACACUUGGGUACUAUAAUACCUCGUGUAAUGGCAACAACUGUGAAUCUUAGUUUCACCUCUUGCCCACCUGGCUUUUCUAAUAAACAGUAUGGAGAUUCAUGCAAACGUGGCAGUCUUCCAUUUGUUAACAUUUAUAGCAAUUUCUCAGCUGAUAUACAGUUUGGGUACUGGAUUGGUAAAAUAAAUGAUGAUGAUAGUCGUUAUUAUGUUGGUGAGUGCUAUUUCUGUCCAUGGAAUAUUACCACUAUAAACGGAAGUCGCGUAGUUCAUCAGAAUUACAUUCAUCUUCCUGAAGAUGGGACACCAUUGGAAUCCUUUUUCUGUGGUGGGUUGAACAGGAAUGGUACCCUUUGUGCAAAGUGUAAGUCUAAUUAUUGUACUGCUGUUAAUUCGUUAAAAUACAAAUGUAUUGACAUUGGCUCUCAUAAGCAUUAUUACUCUUACACUUGGAUAUUUUACUUGCUGUUUGAGUAUGUUCCAAUCACACUUCUUAUGAUAGUCGUUAUCAUUUUCAACGUUUCAGUUACCUCAGGCCCAGCAAAUGCAUUCAUUUUUUUUUCUCAGAUUAUCUCAAGCACAUUUAGUGUUGAUGCUGAUGGACAGAUUAAUUAUGAAACUAUUACCCAUCACGCUCCAGGCAUUAAGCAAGCUUAUAUCUUCCUUUAUGGUAUAUGGAACCUUGAUUUUUUAAAUGCAAUUGAUUAUGAUGGCUGGCUGUUCUGUUUAAGCCCAAAAUUUGGUGCUUUACAAAUCAUGACUCUAAAAUAUAUAGCUGCAGCUUAUCCUUUAGUUAUCAUAGUCCUGAUUGUAUUCUUGGUGUGGUUAUAUAAUAAAAACUAUCGUUUUGUUGUGUGCCUUUUUCGACCAAUUCAUUGGUGCACUGCUCGCUGCAUGAGGUAUCUUAAUAUAGAUCGCUCAUUAAUGGAUGCAUUGGCAACUUUUUUAAUUCUUUCCUAUGUCAAGUUUGCAGUUACUGCAUGCUAUAUUCUUUAUCCAAAUCCACUUGUCUAUGAUGCUGCAAAGCACCCCAAGUAUGUUGCUUAUCUUGAUGGUAAUGUGGAUUAUGGAUCACAUGAUCACAUCCCCUAUCUACUCAUUUCUGUAGUAGCUGUCCUUUGGUGUAUCCUGUUGCCUCUGAUAUUGCUUUUCUAUUCUACUCGGCGAUGCUAUACUUUUCUUGAUAAAACCAAAAAAUUUCGUUGGUUGGAGCCUGGUGAUUUAUUUUAUCAUUUCCUCAAUUCCUUUCACCAUUGUUUCAAAGAUGACAGACGCUAUUUUGCUGCUUUCUAUUUCUUCUUAAAGCUUAUACUCAUUGGAACAUAUGCUCUUGGCUUUGAUUGGACAAAGCAAUACAUAUACCAGCAAAUCGUGUGUACACUGGCAAUCCUUCUAGUUGGCACCCUUCAACCAUAUAGGGAAAUGAAGUAUAAUUUCCUUGACAUGGGAAUGUUUUCUAUCCUUGCUGUAGUUAAUGUCCUCUCUCUUUACAGUCGCCAUCAGCAAGCUGUCAAUAUCCCACUAUCAAAAAUUACCUUCUACUCUCAGGUCAUUCUAAUAUUUGUCCCCCUGGUGUACUUCACUUUAUACUCUAUAUAUUUCAUAAUAAGAAAUGUGUUUAGAUGCAGAAGGAGGUGCAACAUUGGCCCUGAUGAUGAUGAAAAUGAAGAUGAGGCGUUUAAUAAUUUUAUGAACGACGUUGAAGAAGAGGAUCGUUUUGAGACUAACCAUUAUUACGGGGGUAUCGCUGAUGAUGAGGAUGCAGGGCAGCAGAGAAGGAGGGAAAAUGAAGCAUUGUUCAAUAGGCCUAGCCCUGAUUCAGUACAGUUUAGAUCUAGGAGAGGUCGGACUGAGCCACUGAGGUCCCGUUAUAUGCCACGCCGAACUUAAUUAUUAGUAACUGAUUUUUCUUUUUUUUUGCUGCUGCUAUUGAACUGUUUGUGUGAACUUAUUUUUGCUGCUAAUUUUUUGUGUGUUAGGCUUAUA
This is a messenger RNA of Amphimedon queenslandica, 4280 nucleotides long. RefSeq lists its product as uncharacterized. The transcript has 2 exons. Lineage: Eukaryota; Metazoa; Porifera; Demospongiae; Haplosclerida; Niphatidae. Bases 81 to 4184 code for a protein of 1367 amino acids. The record is from RefSeq and is a predicted model, not a curated record.